AUGGCGCAGGAACUCUCACCAUCGGAGUCUUCUGGUGGUGCAGCGGCUCUGGCUCCCUCCGGCGCCAUCUUGGAUCUGGGAGUCUAUCACCCGCUAGACCGAAGCUGCAGCAGCACACCGCGCUCCAUCUGUAGUGAGAGUUGCCUCCAUGGAUACUGGAAAGUCCUACUGAAAGGAAAACAGAAAUGCUGCUACUACUGUGCCCCCUGUGCAGAAGGCGAAAUCUCCAACCAGACUGAUAUGGGAACAUGCUUAGUGUGUCCUAACGAUCACUGGUCAAAUGAAAGAAGAGAUUCCUGCGUUCCAAGACCGAUUGAAUUCCUGUCUUAUGGAGACACACUGGGGUCAUCUCUAAUUAUUAUAAAUCUUACAUUUUGCCUUGUGACUAUAGUUGUGUUGGGGAUAUUUAUAAAAAAUAAAGAUUCUCCGAUUGUGAAAGCCAAUAACCAGAAUCUCAGUUUCAUACUUCUCCUCUCACUCAUCUUCUCAUUUUUAUGUCCUCUCUUAUUCAUUGGACGUCCCUCAGAUAUAUCAUGUCUCCUCCGACAAGUGACUUUUGGAAUCAUUUUUAGCCUUGCAGUUUCUUCAGUCUUAGCUAAAACAGUGACUGUAGUCUUGGCUUUUCAAGCCAUUAAACCAGGCAGGACACUGAGGCAGUGGAUGAAGAGACACCUCUCCACAUCCUUACUUGUUAUAGGUUCAUCUGGAGAAGUUUUGAUCUGUGUCCUCUGGUUGUUUUAUUCUCCACCAUUCCCAGAUUAUAACACUGGACUAGAGGUUGGAAAGAUAAUCUUACAAUGUAUUGAGGGAUCUGCCAUUGCUUUCUACUUGUCCAUCGGCUACAUUGGAUUUCUGGCAAUGAUGAGCUUCAUUGUAGCUUUCUUGGCCAGAAGACUUCCAGACACCUUCAAUGAGGCUCAGUACAUCACCUUCAGCAUGCUGGUGUUCUGCAGUGUGUGGAUCUCCUUCAUCCCGGCCUACCUCAGCACCAAGGGGAAGUACACAGUGGCUGUGGAAGUUUUUGCCAUCUUAUGUUCCAGUGCUGGACUUCUGGGCUGUAUCUUCAUUCCCAAAUGUUACAUUAUUCUACUGAGACCAGAACUCAACACAAAGUCCAAUAUAAGGGUCAUAAGAAGACAUUGUACAGGGGAAUUUUGA
Molecule: messenger RNA, 1158 nt
Organism: Bufo gargarizans (Asiatic toad)
Lineage: Eukaryota; Metazoa; Chordata; Amphibia; Anura; Bufonidae
Product: vomeronasal type-2 receptor 26-like
Exons: 4
Coding region: 1-1158 (385 amino acids)
Biological process (GO): G protein-coupled receptor signaling pathway
Cellular component (GO): membrane
Molecular function (GO): G protein-coupled receptor activity
Source: RefSeq, a predicted model, not a curated record